ACCGGUAUUCCAGUACUGUCAAUGUGUAGAGCUGAAGGGUGUGCUGGGUGUGCUUUACACUUGUUUUGUUUUCUCUAGUAUAUGGCUCGUCUCUAUCAUUUCAACCAAGAUAAGGACCUAUAGACCUACAAAUGGGACCUGGCUGUCUAUGUUUGAUUGCUCUCUAUGCAGGUUUGAGUCAUAUAGUACAAGGUCAAAACCAACCACCUACAUGGGAUGUAUCAUCUAUAAGUGUCUUCCCACAAGGCUUCAGUGAAGCCACUCCAUUAGGAACUCCAUUGGCUAACUUAAAAUGUAAUGACCCAGAAGGUGACCCCAUUACUUACAUCCUGAGGCUGGGCAACAAUGUCAGGGUGUUUGCUAAUGGAACUUGUGUGCUCUCAGGAAAACUAGACUUUGAGGCUAAAGAUCCUUUGGGUUAUGAUCUGACUUUCGCUUGUGUGGAUGUAAACAAUGUUGGUCAAUAUCUUCAUGAAUGGGUUGAAAUCCGCACACAAAUCAGUGUUAACGAUGCUAAUGACAACCCACCCAAAUUUGAAACUGAUAGUGUUGAAGGAUACUCCUUUUACAUUUCUGAGGAUGCGCCAGUGAGGACAAUGCUGAAACCCUCCAUAAGGAUUAGAGAUUUGGAUCGAACAGUUAAUGCUCGGCUGGAUAAGCUCUACAUUAUAUGUAACAGUCCUUUUCCUAGUGAGCUCUCUAAUUUAACACAAAGUAGCGAGGAGACAUGUAAAAAAUUCAUGUUAAACUACACUCAGGAGGAUGAAGGGCUUUACACAGCUUCACUGACUCUAAUAGACAAACUGGACUAUGAGACCCGCCCUGUUUACUCCUCAAAACUUGUUGCUAUUGAUGCACCAGGAGUUACCCCCCAGUUCACCACCACAGUCAAUGUGCAGAUCAAUGUGAUUGAUGCUCAGGACGUGAACCCCAUCUUCAUCAACCCUGGGACCAGUACAUCCAUCAGUGAAGGGGCUCCAGUUGGGACGACUUUAGGAUCUUUGACCAUAGCAGCCCGUGAUGGGGACUUUGGGGAUAAAAGGCCAGUGGACUUGACUUUUUUAACUGAGAAUCCUGUGUUUAACCUGAGCCAAGUGGUCCCAUCAAAUACCACAGAUGGGGUCUACCAGACCUUUCUCAUUGUGCGCAGUCAACUUGACAGAGAAAGAACAGCCACUUAUGAUAUUUCUAUUCUGGCCACAGAACUGGACAAGACCAGCCUGAACAGGACCAAUGCUACAGCUAUUGGCAACUACAGCGUUUUUGUCACGGACAUCAAUGACAACCCACCACGCUUCAACCAGACCCAGUAUAGCAUCAAUGUUACAGAGUUGGAGGGGGGAAGCUCUUCUAUACAGAUUGCCAACCUCCACAUUAUCUGUUCAGAUCCUGAUGCUUCCCCCAAUAACCAGUACACUAUCAGCAUAGUGAACCAGACGUUCCCAGCAGCGUACAGUGUUAGUCCUGAUACCACAUUCUCUGAUUUGUCCCCCAAUAACCAGUACACUAUCAGCAUAGUGAACCAGACGUUCCCAGCAGCGUACAGUUCCCCCAAUAACCAGUACACUAUCAGCAUAGUGAACCAGACGUUCCCAGCAGCGUACAGUGUUAGUCCUGAUACCACAUUCUCUGGCCUGGCUAAUGUCUUCCUCAAGAUUGACAAACCUGAGUACCUGGACUACGAUAACCCACUGUAUAGGGAGCAGACUGUUGUACUUGUGGCCCGUGAGACCAACACACCUGAACGUUACUCUGGCUCCACCACCAUCAGCCUACAUGUGACUGACGUCAAUGACAACUCACCUGUCUUCAAGGAGGGGCUCUACACCUUAAAUGUCAGUGAAAAUGUUUCAUCAUACCAGUUUCCUGCCAUCACUGCUACAGAUAGAGACUCAGGGGAUAACAAACUGAUCACAUACAGCCUAUCUGGGGCAACAAGUAACUUGUUCUCCAUCAACAAUGAAACUGGUGUGGUCAGCCUGAGGGGUGCACUGGACUAUGAGACCAACACGCAGUACGUGUUUCUUGUCUCAGCCACAGACCACGGCUCACCCCCUCGAUCUAGCCAGACGCAACUAGUGAUUUAUGUGCUGAAUGUGAAUGAUGUGGCCCCAGUGUUCAGCCCACCAUCCUACCAGACAUCAGUCACAGAGAGUAGCCUUACUUUUUUAAACCCUGUUGUAGUUUAUGCCUCAGACAAUGAAGUAGGUACUAACAUCACCUACAGGAUCCUGAGUGGCGACCCCAACCAAUCAUUUGCUGUCAAUGCUCUAACAGGAGAAGUAACUCUAGUGAAAAAUUUAACCUUUGAAGAUACUCCAGUCACCUCUACUGGCUCCCAUACAGGAGUGUACACCGUAGUGAUUGAAGCCUCUGACAAUGGUCAGCCCCCACUCAAAGCUACAGCUCAAGUCAGGGUCUCCAUAAUUGAUGAGAACAAUCACUCCCCAGUGUUUCAAGUCACCAACAUCAAUAAAGAGUUGUCUGAACUUGCUCCAGCAGGUACUCUGGUGGCCAAGCUGAACGCCACGGAUGCUGACAGUGGAGACUUUGGUAAAAUUACGUACCGUAUCGGUGCUGGGCAGUCUGACAGUUUUUUUGUCAACGAGACAACAGGCACUGUGACCGUCAACUCCAACAACUCGUUUGACUAUAAUGUCAAGAACAACUACAUACUUAUAAUCUAUGCCACAGAUGGGGGUGUGCCACAAAAGACAGCAACAGCCACCAUUACUGUUACAAUCUUGGAUGCCAACAACAAAAACCCAACUUUUGGGAUGCUCAUCUACUCUCGUGAGGUUGACGAAAAAACUCCCAUCAAUACUGUAACAGAAACUCCCAUCAAUACUGAAGUGUUGACAGUACCUGCCACUGAUCUCGAUACAAACGCACUCCUCAGCUACUACAUCAGUGAUGUGACAGCUUUUGACAGAAAUGGCAACCAGCUGACAUCCACCAUUCCAUACAACUACAAAGAUGCUUUUGGGGUCAGAUCAAAUGGUACAAUUUUUGUGAAAGGAAGCUUAGACAAAUCUCUGGCUCAGGAGAUCAGGUUUCAGUUGGUUGUUAGAGACAACAACACACAGUUUGGUACAGGCAUUGGAACCACCCAGAUUUCCUUAAGUAUCACUGGAGUGGCAGAGUCCACCAUCAAGUUUGACCCCUUCAGCCAGGUGUUCAUGAAUGAAGAUGCUGAAUUGGGUUACCAGGUCAUCACUCUCACAGCUAGAGACCCCAGCAACAUCCCUGUGGACAACUACACCAGGCUGAGUGGUUCUCCCAGCUUUGAUAUCCACCCCUCCAUAGGUCGUGUAACACUGAUCCAAAAAAUUGAUUAUGAAAAUGAUGCUGAGCCAGACCAUCUCCACCAGCUGAUUGUUCGGGCCACCAACAAAAAUAACACGGCCAUGGCCACAGCCACUGUCACCAUCUCUAUAGUGGAUGUCAACGACAACAACCCAGUCUUUCAAUAUCCACUGUAUGAUGUCUCUGUACCUGAAAGCUUCACUUAUCCCAUGGAGGUUGUGUCCAUCUAUGCCACAGAUGCAGACAGCAAGAGUUACGGCCCCUUAGAGUUUACGUUCUCAGGGGGACUGGAUGCAGAUGAUUUCACCAUCUUCCACGAGGAAAUACCCUCUGGUGCCUUAACCAGCAGGAGGGCUCACAUCCUAGUGGCAGCUGGUAAAGCUCUGGACUACAACAGGCGUGACAGCUACGACCUGACUCUUCUGGUUGGCGACAACCUGGAUUUGAAGUUUUCUAACACCAGGUUGUACGGCACUGCUCAGCUAAGGAUUAAGGUGGUUGAUGAAAACAACAACUCUCCAAUCUUUAAAGAACUUGCCCGCAACAUUUCCAUCCCUGAGACGGCCGAUGUUGGCACCAGUGUUGCUGCAGCUAUAGCUACAGACGCAGACCGUGGGCGAAAUGGGGAGAUAACCUACUCGCUGGAGCCUGACAGUGCUGUAAACAUUUCUACUGAUACCACACUGUUCUCCGUGCUGCCAAGUCUUGGCACCAUCUAUGUUGCUCGCCCGCUGCUUGGUCUGGGUGGGAACAAAUAUUACCUGCAAGUGAGAGCCAGAGAUGGGGGGGAUGUCCCCAACAGCAGCCUCAUGAAGCUUGUCAUCAACAUCCUCAGCACUGAAGACAAUGAUGGGAACCCAAAGUGGCUUCAGCCAGAUUCAGGAUUUGUGUUGUAUGCACCAGAGGAAACCCCAGGCUAUGUACUGAACAUUCAGAACGUGACCACAUUUCUUAAAGUGGACUCAAGACACGGCUCUACCAUCAGCUACUUUCUGUCUCCUUAUGGUCCCUACAUGAACAACUUUAAGAUCAACUCCAGCACAGGGGAGAUCACCAUCACUGGCCGGCUGGACAGGGAAGUUCAAGACACUUAUCAGCUCCUUGUCUAUGCUGAGGACCACUACAACAACAGUGUAUUCCAGUCAGGCCGUCAGUUUCUUGUCCAGCUCUGGGAUCUCAAUGACAACCAGGCAACCUUCACCAACCCCAAGAAAUAUGCAGGAUGCCAAGUGAUUGAUCGGCCACUGGUGAUAAAAGUCGAAGAAAACACGGCAGCCAAUGUCACCAUCUACAUCCUGAAAGCUUGUGAUGCUGAUGCCCCACCCAACAAUGGCAUCCUUUAUUCUCUCUAUAAUGACAACCUUUAUUGCUCAGACAACAACAACAAGUCUGCCCUGAGACUGGAGCCAGAUGGACGGCUGGUCACCCAGAGAAUAAUUGACUACGAGCAGGACAAAGAGUUCCUCAUGUGUGUCAGGGCCAGCUCCUCAGUUCUACCCACUUUCCAGGGGCGCAAGAAAAGAGAAUUUGACCUGACCAAGGUCAACACAACCCUGGAUAAUGUGGCCUACAUCAGCGUUCAAGUGUCAGACCAGAACGACAACGGCCCAAACUUUCCACAGGGCCAAGUGGAAGCAGUUAUACAGACUGACCCAAAGAGUGGACCCGUGCUGUUUUUAGAUGCUGUUGACCCGGACGGUGCAGGCAACAACCUCAUUCUCUACCGCAUUGAGAGCUCAGCUUUCUACCCACAAAAUGGCGCCGCUGUUCCCAUCCUAGGUGCCUUCACAAUCCGCGGAGACAAGGGUGCACUCUACCCCUCCCUCCCCUCAUACCAGGCUUAUUCUGAAGGCCAUUUUGUCCUAACAAUAGUGGCAACAGAUGCUUCAAACAAGUUCUCUGCUAGACAGACAAUUAAGAUUUAUGUCCAUGAAAAGGGGGAAGCUUUAAAACUGAUUUUAAACCUGCAGCCAGACACUGGCUUUAAUCAAGCUCAAACAUUAGUCAGUAAACUCAACCAAAUUUCAUCCAAUUAUUUGUUCUCCUACCUCCAAGUCUCAGAACACAGGACACUGAAUGGUUUUGAUUCUUCAAAAACUGAUGUCUGUUUUCUGGCUGUGGAUACACAGACAGACACCAUCCUCAACAUCCGGGAAGUUGCCAGCCUGCUAGACAAGAGCCAGUAUUCUAACGUGCUGCAACAGACACAGUUCAGGGCCUUUGACAGGGGGCAAUGUUACCCAUCGCAGUCAUCUGAGCAGAAUGUCAAGUGGAGAGACCUGUGGUGGGUGCUAGUUGCCCUGGCCAUCUUCAUCUUCCUGUGUUGCCUCAUCUUGAUCGUCUUGGUGUGUAUCCUCUACAGCAGGUACAAACGUUAUAUGGAGACCAGAAAAACAUACAUGAUGGCCCAGUGAUCUACUGUGAGCGUCUGCUGUGAGCGUCUGCUGCCUUGUGCCUUCAAACUUUAGAGCUAUGAUAUUAACAUGAUCAAAUCAGUUCUCUCUUUAGAAGGCCAAAAGAAAGAUUGAACUGGUUCAAAAUUAUUGUGUUGAUAGCUGUUUAAAAAAAUCAUUGUGAAAAUAGCUGUGAGUGUUUGUCCCCUGAGAGUAGCAUGAAGUAAGUUGUUGACACCAGCAGUUGAGUGAUGAUCAAUAUCAUAUUUGUCUUGUAUAUAUACACCACCCUGUGAUGAUAGCCUCACCUAUGUCAUUCCAAGUUUGUUUUUAUUCCUACCAUUCAUAAUCCCUGUAAAAUAUUGUUCCAUCACUGGUCCAAAUUGUGUUGUCUCUUCUUUUGUAAUUUAAUCCAUAAACUCCUGAUCCAACUAUUUUUGGGAGAAUAAAUAUUUAUAUUUUUGUUACAUUUU
This is a messenger RNA of Physella acuta, 6172 nucleotides long. Its product is annotated as cadherin-23. The record is from RefSeq and is a predicted model, not a curated record. Gene Ontology annotation, molecular function: calcium ion binding. NCBI's taxonomy places the organism in Eukaryota, Metazoa, Mollusca, Gastropoda, Physidae. Gene Ontology annotation, cellular component: plasma membrane. Gene Ontology annotation, biological process: homophilic cell-cell adhesion.